AUGAAGAAGAGAUUACGGAGAAUAUGUGAUGAUGAUCAUGAAUUCAACAUGAAAAGUAAAGAGAUGUAUGGUCGUUUUAGGGAGAGAGGUUAUCAGGCGAUUACGCUGGAUAGGGCACUUGAAAGAGCCACUUCUCUUGAGCGGCGGACGAAACGUCGCUUUCAGGACCGACUCGCGGAGCAUAGAUAUGCAGCCAGAGUAGGGAAUGGUGAUUAUGCCAUGGUGAAACAUUUUAAUGAGGUACAUGAUGAUAAGAUCAGUGAUUCGUGUUUGGAUGGAGAAAUAACGUCUUUAUCAUCAAAAGAGCGACAGACGGCACAACCCUGCAAUAGACUAGCCCUAUGUGGGCCCAUAAAGGGCCAUUGUAGGCUUACUUGCAGGGAAACUCUUUCCUGCAUCACAGAUGAAGAGACAUUGAGCUCACAGAGACUUUUAGAUAGAAAUGCAGAACAAAAACUCUUGACCUCCACCAGAUCUGAGAUCAGCUUCACUACCUUACAAAAAUAUAAACGUCAUCAUUCAAAAGUGCACAGAGAGAAGAAGAAGCAGUUUCACUGUCAGCAAUGUGGGAAGGAUUUUGGCUUCUUAUCUCAGCUAAAAGUUCACGCGAGGACACACAGUGGUGAAAAGUCUUUCUACUGCACUGAUUGUGGCAAAUAUUUCAGCACCAAACAAAGUCUUCAUUUUCAUCAGAGAAUUCACACUGGAGAGAAACCAUACGAGUGUCCUCACUGUGAGAAGAGAUUCAGCCAAAAACAUCAUCUGAAGAGACAUCUGCGUAUACACACCAAUGAGAGACCGUAUCAGUGCAGUCAAUGUGACAAAACCUUUAAGAAUUCAAGUUCAUUAAAAUCACACCAGAAUAUUCACUCUGAGGAGAAACGCUAUCAGUGUUCACACUGUGAUAAAGGUUUCUGUCAGAAAUAUCUUCUGAUUAUCCAUGAGAGAAUUCACACUGGAGAAAAACCUUACGUCUGCUCUCACUGUGAAAAGAGCUUCUCUGAUUCAAGUACUUUUAAAGUUCAUCAGAGAGUUCAUACAGGAGAAAAACCAUACAAGUGUCCUCACUGUGAAAAGAGAUUCAGACAAAACAAUCAUCUGAGGACACAUUUGUAUAUACACACCAAUGAAACACCGUAUCAGUGCAGUAAAUGUGACAAAACCUUUAAGGAUUCACGUUCACUAAAAUCACACCAGAAUAUUCACUCUGAGGAGAAACGCUAUCCGUGUUCACACUGUGAUAAAGGUUUCGGUCAGAAAUCGAGUCUGAUUAUCCAUGAGAGAGUUCACACUGGAGAAAAACCUUACGUCUGCUCUCAAUGUGAAAAGAGCUUCUCUCAUCCAAGUACUUUUAAAGUUCAUCAGAGAGUUCAUACAGGAGAGAAACCUCAUCACUGUACUGUUUGUGGGAAGAGUUUCAGCAAAAAAUUUAAUCUAAUGACACAUGUGCGUAUACACACCAAUGAGAAACCAUAUCAGGUUUUAGUGAGACACCAUAGAACUCCUAUAGGUGAAAAACCGUUACAAAUGUUCUCAGUGUGAGAAGACGUUUACUAAGCCAGAUUCCUUAAAAGCCCAUUUGAGAGUUCAUACGUGAGAGAAACCUUACGGGCCCUAUCAUACAUCCAGCUCAAUGUGCGACGCAAGUGUCUUUUGCUACUUUCAACCUGGCGAAAUUAUAAUUUUCACGUUUAGCUAGCACCAAGUUGUUUAAAUAGCAUAUGCAGUUGCGCCCAAUUUUGCACCCAUGGGCGUUCUGGUCUGAAAACAAAGCGUGUUCAGGUGCAUUUUUGGCGCGUUGCUAUUUUGAGGCAACUAAAAUAGACUACGCCAUUGACCAACUAAAACCUGCUCUAAAGUCAAUGACGCAAUAUUGUUUUUGUUAUUUAAUGAGCGCGUUAGUAAUACGGGACGACAGUGCGCGUUUGCUUAUCACACACAUGGAUGCGCAGCAGAACACAACCCUUUUAUAAUAUGAAAAAUUAAAGGAUUAAAACGUAAAAUAUUAUUAUUGAGUCUCUUGGACUUAAAUGAGGGCCGAUUAAGAGACGUUAGAAGAUGUAAAGAGCUGCUUCACCUGUAGCCUGGUAAGAAAUUGUUUUGCUUUAAAUAAAUGCUUAUGUUUUUAAAUGUUUUUUAAAUGCUACCUCACAAAUUAAUUGUAUAUGAUGACUAUGUAUGUACCUGUGGAUAUGGUGAGAUGAGAAACAUUUUUAAGUAAUGCUUUAAAAAAAAACAUGGCGCUGUCUGUCUGAGUGCUGAAAAUGUUCUCUGCACAUUUGUAAAUUCUU
Molecule: messenger RNA, 2291 nt
Organism: Paramisgurnus dabryanus
Lineage: Eukaryota; Metazoa; Chordata; Actinopteri; Cypriniformes; Cobitidae
Source: RefSeq, a predicted model, not a curated record